GGCUUAUAUUAGUGGAAUGCGUGCGAUGUUUUUUGUCUGAAAGUAAUAUACGGAUUAAUUAAUGCGAUGCUAUUUAGACUAGAAAUGACGUUAUUUUGGAUUUAUUCUUGAUUUUUUUAAAUUAGGUUAUAUUACUAAAUUAUUAAUGCAGUUUAUAAGAAAACAGCUUAUUUUGGAAAUAUGGAGUUAUUUACAAAAAGAAAACCUGGCUCUAGAGUUGUAGACCUAGUGCAACAAAGGGAAUUGCAGGAGUCAGCUGCUAGGAGUAUCAGUCGUAAGUUGAAAGUUACACCAAAUUUCCUGAAACGCCUAGGACUGGAAACAGAACUGGAAGGACAUGAAGGUUGUGUUAAUUGUUUGGAGUGGAAUGAAAGUGGAUCUAUGCUCGCAUCAGCCUCAGAUGACAUGAGAGUCAUUUUAUGGGAUCCAUUUUCUUAUAAAGUAAAAUACAAUAUCCAAACUGGACAUAGUGGAAAUAUUUUUACUGUGAAGUUUUUGCCAAACUCAAACGACUCAAUACUCGUAACUGGUGCUGGAGACUAUAAAAUACGGGUGCAUGAUAUCUCGAUUUCGGAUAUAUUACUCGUCUGCAAUUGUCAUUAUGGACGUGUUAAACGAUUUGGUACAGCGCCAGGUGUGCCCUUCCUAUUCUGGAGUGCCUCAGAAGAUGGUCUCAUUAUGCAGUAUGAUAUACGAGUACCACAUUCUUGUAAAAGCAAUGUUCAAAAGAAUGUGUUGAUCAACUUGUCCAAUCAUACGGGUCGGUUCACUGAGGCCAAAUGCAUUAAUGUCAACCCCAGGAGACCCGAGCUGAUUGCCGUUGGAGCCAGUGAUGCUUACAUUAGGAUGUAUGAUCGUCGGAUGAUCAAACUGUCAAAUAGCCCAGAUUCAACAAUUUCAAAUAGCAACGUUUUAAAUCUUGGCAAAGGAGAUUACGAUAAUAAUGUACCACUAGCUUGUGCUCAAUAUUUUAUUGCAGGCCACUUGAGAUACAAAGAUAACUGUAAAAAAUAUUGUACAACGUAUUUAACGUUUAGUGAUGAUGGAAAUGAAUUACUAGUCAAUAUGGGAGCUGAACAGAUUUAUCUAUUUGAUAUUAAUAAUCAUGGAAAUUCAAGAAAUUUUAUUGUGCCUGUUGAAUUAAUUACAAAUGAUGGUGAUGGAAAUGAGCCAAUCGUAGAGAACAGCAAUACUCCUGUAGUAUUAGAAGAUUUAUCUUCAAUAAAUUUUACUGACUUUAGUCCCGAAGUUGAAGAGUUACAAAAAAGAGCCAAGCAAGCUUUUAAAGAAGAACGAUAUGCGAAUGCUGUAACACUGUACAAUGAUGCAAUUGAUUUGUGUCCAAAUGCGGCAAUACUUUAUGGCAACAGAGCUGGAACUUACAUGAAACGAGCAUGGGAUGGUGAUAUAUAUGCUGCUUUACGAGAUUGUCGCGUCACGUUAGCUCUCGAUCCAGAACACGUGAAAGCUCAUUUCAGGAUGGCAAGAUGUUUAUUCGAUUUAAACAGAGUAAAAGAGGCCAACAUUGUGAUGAAAAACUUCGCAGAAAAGUUCCCAGAAUUCACUAAUAAUUCUGCUUGUAAAUCCUUAAGGAAAGAUAUUAAAGAGGCAAUGAACACUAAUAAAGAGUCCCAGGCAUCAAAACAAUCAAUUGAAGUAAAGAUUUCAGACUACGAGCGAGAGUGGCGGAAAAAUGCUAUUGAUUUCAAAUUACGUUUGUGUGGACAUUGCAAUACAAUAACUGAUAUCAAGGAAGCUAACUUUUUCGGAGAUGAUGGUCAAUUCAUUAUCGCUGGAUCAGAUGAUGGCUCAUUCUUUAUUUGGGACAGAUAUACAACAAAUAUAGCACGAGUUUUAAAAGGAGAUCAGAGGAUAGUGAAUUGUUUACAGCCACACCCAUCCAUGUGUCUAUUAGCUACCAGUGGUAUUGAUCCAGUUAUCAGGUUGUGGAGUCCUAUGCCAGAGGACGGAAGUGUAAACGUUUGGGAAGUUGAAAAUUCCAAUGAUGCUGCAAUAGCAAACCACAUUAGAAUGAAUACAGAUCACUAUGAGGUGAUGUUUUUUAAUAUGGGAUACAGAUUUCCUGGCCAAGGCUCAGGAAAUGGUCAAGAUGACAACGAAGAUCGACAAGAUUCCUCAAAUACUCAGCCAUUAAAUUGCAGACCAAGUUAAGCUUUGUUGAUAAGAUAAUGUUACAUAUAUAAAUAAAGGAGGACAUGUAUAUACAGUAUACAAGUAUUUGUAUGUGUAUAUAUAUGUGUCUAACAUUCUGCGCUAUAAUGAG
This is a messenger RNA of Phymastichus coffea, 2284 nucleotides long. RefSeq names its product WD and tetratricopeptide repeats protein 1-like (gene adp). The record is from RefSeq and is a predicted model, not a curated record. Lineage: Eukaryota; Metazoa; Arthropoda; Insecta; Hymenoptera; Eulophidae. Gene Ontology annotation, cellular component: Cul4-RING E3 ubiquitin ligase complex; cytoplasm. Gene Ontology annotation, biological process: negative regulation of fatty acid biosynthetic process. The transcript is spliced from 13 exons. Gene Ontology annotation, molecular function: protein binding. The coding region runs from base 181 to 2172 and encodes 663 amino acids.